AUGGCCGACCGGCGUCGCAGGAGCAGUCCUGAUCAAUCUGUCUCCAGCAGAAAACAUGAGCCCCGACGACGAGACUCUCGCCGCAGCACUCACUACGAAGAAAUAGUGCCAGAACCAAUGACCGCACCACCACAACAACAAACGCAACAACCACGGUCUUACGAGCCCGCCGACAUGCGCUCCUCCUCCUACAAAGCCACCGAACAGCAGCGUGAUGAACAAUACCGAGGUCCAGCUUACGCCUCAUCCUACUCUUCUUCGAGUAGCUCGAGCUACAUCGAUAUCUCGCGUACAUUCCCACCGAACCGAUCGGGGAUCCGUACAUUCUUCACAGCGCCAUCCGAGCACAGGCGCAAGUUGCGCAGACGCAGAAGUAGCCGAUUGUUCAAAGUUGGGAACUCAUCUUCGUCGUCUGUAAAUAGUGAUCUGGCGUAUGGAACCGGAUACAUAAAGAGACCUAAGAGUCGAGUGAGGUCGAGAAAGGGCAAAGAGAUUGACCGCGAGAGAUACACUGAGAGGUAUGGCGAACAGAGAUAUGACUCAAGAUAUAGUGAUCGCGAGAGGGAGAGGACCAAUGCGACUACGACUACGAUCAGAAAUGAGGGGAGGGAUUCAAGGAGUGGACUGAGCAAAGCGGCUACGGAUGCUGAAAUACUGGCUCUUGGAGCAGGACUUGCGAAGCUUGCCAAGGAAUCGAAUAAACUGGACUUGAAGAAUUCAAGAAACGGCAAGAAACCGGAACUAGGCGCUCCAAGGGAAACUGGUCAUGGUCUAGCUUCAAGUCGGGGUCUUGGUCCUUCGAAGAUUUCACAUGGCUCAGAUACAUUUGAUGAAGAUGGAUGGGAAUCUGCUUCUGACAAUGAGUCUGAUGCUAGUGUUGAUUCGAGACUGGCCUAUGAUAACAACACUAAGAGCCGUUGGAGCUUCUUCGGCAGAAAGAAGAAGUUCAAGCCAUUGAGUCGAAAGAACACUAUUGUCGACCCUCGUCUCUUUGGACCAGCGAAUUCCUUGAACGGAGUUGUCACGCAACCGGUUGGAUUUGGUGAGGUCUCAUCAUGGACUUCUGUCAGCGAUUUUGGUCAACAUGUUGGCUCUGCUACUCCAAGACCUGCCGACAGCCUCAGCAAUUCUCAGCAAUCACUUCAGCAAGUCUAUCCUGUUCCUACUUCUGAUCCGGACAUCUUUGCAGCUGGGAGAGCUUCUAGAAGCUCUGUGAUGUCAACAGAGCCUCCAGCCUAUGCUUCCAGCAGACCUGGUCCUAUCCCCUUACAGCAACCACAGCCGAUCACCCCCGUCUCUCAAAGUGUCUAUGAACCCAUCUACCCCACUCGGUCGGAAUCCGGUGGCAUCCUGAAGAAGCCAACUGGGUCUUCUCGCACACCCUCUUUAGCCCAAGCAGCAUUAGUUGGCGUUGCUGGUGCCGCUGUUGGCGCAGCUAUUGCUUCGAAUAGAGAUGAUCGUAAGGAUCGUCAACGAGAGGACGAGCUUCGCGACAGAGAGCGACAAAAGCGCCGUGAAAGCGAGAGGGCUGAGACGAUUCGGGAGAGUGAGCGACGUGAGGCCGAGAGGCGCGAGUCCGAAAGACGUGAUCUUGAGCGACGAGAUGCAGAGAGACGUGAAUUGGAGCGCCGCGAGGCUGAACGUCGUGAUUUUGAAAGACGAGAGCUUGAGAGAAAAGAGAGCGAGCGUCGACGAGAUAAGCGAAGCAGUCCGGACCGAGAUGAUCGCAAGGACAAACGUCGAGACAAGGAUCGAAAGGACGAUACCGACCGAGACAAGAAGCGAGAAAAGCGACGAGAUGAAACUCGGGAUGAUCGAGAUGAAAGAUGUGAGAAGCGCCGCGACGAAAGACGCAGUGAGCGUGGAGAUCGCGUUGAAGAACGAGUCGAUGUCCGUCCGGUUGAGGAACGUCGUUCUGAGCAUCCCGAGCUUGUUGACCGUCGUACCAAGAGCGAAGCUGCUGUUUCUACGACUUCUGUUGAUCCAUUCCAGUAUCAAGUUAGGGAGAGUGCGUUCCCAACUCCAACUACCGAGAUCCCAGCAGGUCAGCGCACCCCGACUGUAGUGACUGUUGAGAGAGAGCCCGAUUUUAGUCGCAUGCAAAGCUACUCAAUUAAAGAUCCCAGCUCAGGCUCCAAUGCUCGUGUCGAAGUCGAAUACUCGGACGAAGACGAGCGAGAUAGGCGGUCCAGGGGUAGACAAUCACGAGACGCUCCAUUACACGAGGCUGAAGAUAUCUACGAAGAGACCAAGCAUUUCACAGCUCCCAUUGCUGUUGCUGCAAUUGGUGCCGCUGUAGCUGCCGAUCAUCACCGUGAAUCAAGGUCUGACAAACGAAGAGAUGAACGACGAAGCGGAUCGAGAGGCGACUAUGACACCUAUGAUUACAAGCCUAGUGACAAGGAGCAAGAUCGCGAUAGAGAAGCCGAACGUAUCCAAGAGGAAGCCGACAGGGCUUAUCGUGAAAUUGUCAUGGCUCGAAAGAUCGCAUCACAAGUCAUUCGCUCAAGAAGCCCUUCACCUGAUCCCUCGGUGGUUGAAAAGUACAACACUAAGGAAGAAGAGGAAAUCGUUCGCAUUGUCACACCUCCUGGCAUGGAAGAGCACAAGAAGAAAGGUCCUUACGACGCUCCUAAUGCUGACUUUCAACUUGACCAUGUUAUUGAGCCGAAGGAGAUGCAUAUUUUUAAGGCUCCAAGUGUACGCUAUGGACGUGCUGCUCCGGAACCUGUCUUUGUGAAGCGAGAUCCUGAUGCUGAAAGACCUCGUCCGCUCCUCAACCUUGUCUACCCAACUCCUACUCCAUCACCCAUACCCGAGAAGCAAAAGGAACGCGAACCCACAAGUUCACCAAAGUCUAAAGAUCGUGAACAGCCAAAGGUCAAUACCUCUGAUGUUGUGAUUGGCUCCAGAGGAAAUGUUGUCGCAUCACCAACAACUUCUACAGUAUCUAAAGCUGUCACUUGGGGCGAGAACGAGACCAAACACUACGAAGUCGAGAGCCCAUCCGAGCACAGAGAUGAAUUUGUCUCAGCUGCUGACCUUCCAUCUCGUGAAGUGCCCCAGGAGAUCAAGUCCUCUGGUAGCAAAUCGAAAGGAUGGGGAGCUAUCGCGGCUGGCAUCAUGGGUGCAGGAAUUGGUGCUGCAGCUGCAAGUUCAAGCGACUCUCCAAAGUCGUCCAAGUCUAAGAAAGAUGAUGACAAGAAGAGCGAGUCUUCAUACGAAUAUCGCGGAGUUGUCGUUGAACCAGAAAGCCCUCCACGAAGAAAGAGCCCACCUCGAAGAGAGAGGGAUCAGAGUCCACCUUCUCCAGGUCCGAAGCCAGCUAGUCCUCGCUCUUCGCAUGUUCCCGGUGCAUUCGAUGAUGAUCUAGAUUUCACCGCAACAGUGGCCGCUGGUCUCCAAGACACCGGAUUUGACCCAAAUAUCGUGAUCAAUGAUCCGUCAUUCCGCAGACGCGAUUCUCCACCUGGCUCCAAUGGGCCUAAUCUCUAUCAUGCUCCUUUCGCCGAGACUGUUUCGGAUCUUGGUACUAUUCCGCCAUCAGCAGUCGGAAGCGUUGGGUCUGGCUUCAUUCUUGGUGAAGUUGCUAGCACUCCUAGAGACUGGCAAAGUGUCUCUCCCGCUGCUGAGGAGUUCGAAACGCCUACCAAGCUAAGCAAGAAAGAGCAGAAGAAGCGUGAUAAACAGCGAAGACAGAGCGGCGACAUCACACCUCUCGAAGAAUCAUCCUCUGCAAGAGAAGUAGUCGAAGAGCCUAUCAAUGACUACUUUGUGGAACCCAAGCUCAGCAAGAAGGAGCAGAAAAAGCGAGACAAGGAAGCUGCACGACAAGCAGCUCUUGCUGAAGAACAGACUACACCAUCCGUCGCAGAGGAGAAGAUCGAACCACCUGAAGCCUUCUUCGAGGCCCCGAAAAAAUCCAAGAAAUCGAAAAGAUCUUCGUCAUCCCCUGAUGAAGUAGCUGAGUCUUCACGGACUGUCUCUGUUCCAGUUGACGCAUUUGACGAUCUGAAGGAUGACGAUGAUGAUUGGACCGAUACCAGGAAGAGAAAGAAGUCUACUCGACAGUCUGCACCAGAUGUCCAGUCUUCACGAGAUGUACGGUCUAUCACGUCUGUACGAGAUGAUUCUCCUAAACGUCCUAAACGGCGUGACUAUGACCAAUAUGUGUCUCCACCUCGAUCAUUCCCAGCCCCUGGAGCAGCUUCUGAAAUUGGUGGAAUCCCACGCUCAAAGCGUGACAGUGAACGAUAUGAGUCUCCUCCACGUUCAAGAGACGCCAUCUCUGACGUUGGCCAAUCAUCAAGCACGAAGGACAAGUCGAGACGUGAUAGUGGGCGAUAUGAUUCUCCACCACGGUCACGCGACGCUGUUUCUGAUAUUGGUCGGUCAUCGAGCUCGAAAGAUAAGUCGAAGCGUCGAAGUGAGCAAUAUGAGCGUGACCCCGAAGAAAUCUCUCUUCCACCUAGCACACCCUCGGAAGUUAGCCGAGACGGAGACUACGAUGACCGAAAGUCAAGGAAAUCUUCGAACAGAGAUAGUGGAAUAUUCAGCAGUACAGACCGUGAUUUAUCGCAAUCAGUAGUUUCAGCAGAUGCUUCACGAUACGAUGAUACAGAACCACGAAGAAAGAAGAAGUCAAGAAGUGGCAGAGAUGAUUACGACGAUACGAGAUCAGUGGCGUCUGCUCCUGCUGGCGAUGACUAUGACGACUCGAGAAAAUCAAGCAAGAAGAAAGACAAGGAAAAGGACAAGAAGAGCAGUAGCAUCUUCUCCAGUCUGUUCGGUUCGAAGUCAGAGUCUGGUGCUCGGGAUGAUAGUCCUAAGGGUGCCAAAGACGAUGAAGAUCGAAAGAAGAGCAAGAAGUCCAAGCGGCACUCUGUUCCUGAUUCGUCGAGCAUCUAUAGUGGUCUCGGUGCUGAAUCUGUUGGCGACGUGUCAAGAUCCGUGUCCAAUGGCAGCAAUGGCAAACACCAUCUCGAUGAUGAUCUCGAUGACGGUGUACGAAGCGAUGGCGAGAAGAGACGAAAGAGUCGAUCACGGUCUGGAAGCACAACUUCAACCAAGAAGGAUUCUUUUUUAGAUAAUGCCGGCAUCCUUGGCGCGGGUGUCGGCAUUGCGGGUGCUGCUGCUGUUGCAAUUGCUGCUCAUCAGCACCCGCAAUCAAAUGCCGCUAAUACUAAUAAUGAAACAGCGGAGCAAAUUCGUUCCAUGAGUGCAGAGAGGCCUAUGGCGAGAGAAGAAAUCCUCGACCCCGAGAUCGCAGAACGCCAAUUCCGACCUUCAAUAGAUCCCCAAUAUGGCGAUCUACUUCCAUUGCCGCCAAGUGACCCGACGUCGCCAAACGUCGAGCCAGUUGAAGAACUCCCAGAAUUGCCUGAGAGUCGCCCUGAUACUCCGGAUGCUGAGCGCAUGUCGAGAGAGAAAGGCAUUAAUGCCAUUCGAAGAAACUUGCAGGAGACGCCGAUCAAGUCUCCAAGCCAGAGUGCUGUGCCGUUGAUCUUCAAGAUGGGCAAUAGAUCAACACCAUCCUCACCAGGUCUCAUCAGAUCCUCGCCUGGCCAUUCACCCGCAACCCCAAACGCAGAAUCUCUCGGUUUUCCAAAAACCAGACCCUCUCGACCGACGUCUUGGGACAAAUCUACAGAAUACAAACCACUGUGGCUCCCCGAGACGGUGGCUCGAAGAGGCUCUACAUCCCAGCUUCAGGAUUCCGAUGAUUCUUAUCCAGAAUUACCCCCAAGUGAAACAACAUCGAGAAGUUCCUCCCUUCUUGAUUUCCACGAUGCCAUAGAGAACCCAGAGGCUGAGCAAAGAAGUCGCUCAGAAUCUCUUACUCUUGAUACGAAAUUUGCUUCCACGACGGCAGGUGAACUUUUGGACUCUACACAGACUACACCAAAAGCUCCGAACUUUUCGCAUGAGAUUAGUGGUCUAGAAAGCCCUAUCGAAGUAUUUAAAGAUGCAAGUUCCUUUCACGACGAUGCCAGAGCUCCCGAGCGUCCAUCGACACCUGUUCGCGAGAAAGAUUCUCAUUCGAUUGGAAAGGAUGUAGCUGCAGUUGCUGCCGCCGCUGGGCUUGUCUCAACGCUUGGGUACUUUGCUUCGACACCCAGUAGAAGUCUAGUAAAGUCAGACUGGAUGGAGGAUCUUCCUUCUGCCAAACGCGAGGUAUCUCCCACUCGAGAGGCACAGCCGAGCGAACGUCAAAUACUUGAAGACGAGCUGCCCACAAUCUCCGAUCAGUCGUCGCAAAUCGAUCCCAUGACCAAGGAUCGUAGCUCCUACCUACUUCGGUCAUCGCCUAUGCCACGAAAGAAUGAUGACGAGACAGAAGCGUUGCACAGCAUUCAAGAACACGAGAGCAAUGAUGCUUCUGAGCCAAUUGCAGAGUCAACUUACGACGUUGAGAAAGAGAGACAGCGAGCAUUGGAGAAAUUGUCCAGUCCCCGCGAAGAAGUUGAAGAUCCAUUCAAGACAGAAGAGCCCACAGAUGAAUUUGUCUUCAAAUCCAAGAAGGAUAAAAAGAAGGAUAAGAAGAAAGGCAAGGGCCUAUCACGUUCAUCUACCCAAGAUGACCUUCCUCUAGCUGAGAGUAGCCGAGCUGUCGUUCCGGAGCCUGAGAUUGAUGCUCCCAGCAAUACACCCGUUGAGCAAGAACCUUUUGAGGAAUUCGUCACCACGAAGUCGAAGAAAGACAAGAAGAAGGGCAAGGGUCUUUCGAGGUCUUCGACCCAAGAUGAUCUGACGACUUUCGAGGCAAGCGAAGAUGUCAUUCCCAAAUCUGAAACGCCUGUUCUUGAGGUUGAACCAACUGAGGAAUUCUUCACGACGAAAUCCAAGAAAGACAAGAAGAAGGAUAAGAAGAAGAAUAAAUCAACCUCACCUUGGGAACCGGAAGAGACUGGAAGUGGCACCACAACACCAGCACCAGAGACGAGUGAAAAUGUGCUCGAAGAAAUUCCCACCUCCCGUGAUAUCCAGGAACCUGAUAUCCAAAAGCCGACCAAUGAUAAGGGAAUCACCUCUGAAUCAACGCCUGCCCCAGAGCUAAGCAGAGACAUAGCUGACGACUUCUCUACACCACGGUCCAAGAAAGAGAAGAAAAAGGACAAGAAGAAGGGCAAAUCAACAUCAGCUUGGGAGUCCGAACAGACCGAAAGCGGCAUCACAACUCCAGCAGUCGAGCAGAGCGAAGAUGUGCUCGAAGAGCCGCCAAUUCCUAGGGAUUCUCAGGAGCCCGAGAUCCAGAAACCGGUCCAUGAGCCAGAAAGCACCUUGGCACUUACUGAACCUGGACCGUCCGAGGAGACUACGUUCACCACCGCGGACGAAUUUUCGGUCCCAAAAUCCAAGAAGGAUAAGAAAAAGGAUAGAAAAAACAAAUCAUUUUCGGCUUGGGAGCCAGAAUCCUUCGAAGAGGUACCCGAGGAGCCUCUGCCUGAGACUAGCACCUUGGCGACCCGUGAACUUUUCGUUGCUCGUGAUAUUGAGGAAGAACCCAUUCGAUCCAUCGCCGAAGAGCCAUAUAUUGAGCCCCCUUCAGUCCAGGACAAGAGUCAAGAACCAAGUGACGACUUCUCGACACCAAAAUCCAAGAAGCACAAGAAAAAGGACAAGAAGAAGAAAUCCGCCUUGAUUUGGGAGCCCGAGGCUAGUGACAGUGGGCUUGCAGAAACAUUACCUGAGCCAAGCACGCCCGCUCUUGAAGAAGCAACGCCUAUCACCCGUGAUUUCCAGGAAGCUUACUUCGAUCAACCUGUCGUUGAGCCACAGCCCUCUGCUGAAGAAUCAUCUUCCAAGCCGAGCGAUGACGUUCCUCCCCCUGCAUCGAACAAGGAUAAGAAGAAGCGCAAAUCACUCUUGAGCUGGGCCUGGGGCGCUGAUUCGAGUGAACCUACUCAGGAACCUGUCCAAGAACCUAUUGAGGAAUCGAAUCACAAUGCGUCUGAAAGCAUCGCGGCAACCCAAGAGCAAAGUAAAGAUCUUCAACAGCCCCAAGAGCCAAUGCCAGAAAUCUCCGCCCCGAAAAACAUCAUGGAGCGUGAAGACACAUCAUCUCAAGAUACUCCUAUCUUGCACGACGUGAUUCCUACAACUCAUGAACCAGAGCCUAUACACGAGCCAAGCCCCGCUCCUAUUGAUCUUCCAUCGACCAGAGACAUUGAAGAUACUUCAGAGUUGCUAUUGCCAACAACAGAACCUGAGAUGAUUAGUGAAGACUCAUUACCUGUCACUGAGGAGCCGGAGUCUUGGUCGGCCCCUCAAUCCAAGAAAGACAAAAAGAUGUCAAAGAAGAACAAAUCGGUCCUGACUUGGCCUGAGGAUGAGGAGGAAAGCAAGCUCGCUGAAGAAUCGACUCCUGAGACCAGCAAGGCUGUCCCUGACGCUGAGCACGAUUUUGUCGGCAAGGAUGAGAUGUCGAAUCCCAUUCCUGAAACUGUUUCCGUACCUCAAUCAACCUCACACAAUGAAAAUAUCUCCCACACCCCAGAGCACGUACUGAACACCAAUAUCGUGGACGAAGAGCCUAUCCCGACGCCCAUCGAGCGAUCGUUUGAAGAGCCUACUCAAGCUACCCAAAAAUCUGACAUCAUCCCUGCUAUUCAACUACCAAGUGAGCACGGCGAGCAACCUCCUUUGGAGAGCUCAACCCCUAGAGAUAUCGAACAGGCAGAUGACUUCGCGCCAAAGUCCAAGAAAGAUAGGAAAAAGGACAAGAAGAAAGGCAAGUCUACUCUAGCUUGGGAAGCCGAAGAAAAUCAAAGUGGUUCUCAAACACCUUCUGCAUCAUUGGAAGCCAGCCGAGAUGUCUCUGAACAGGCCUCUGCAGUUGAAGACGGCGAUCAAUUUGAUAGUUUCUCCACUUCAAAAUCCAAGAAAGAUAAGAAGAAGGAUAAGAAGAAGGGAAAGACUAUUGUUUUGUGGGACGAGCCUGAGCCUGAACCUAAGCAGCCGGCUGCGUCUGGCAAUCUUGAAAGCACUCGAGAGAUGACUGAGGAGCCAACAAUUUCUACGCCAGUCGUUGAAGCCGAGGAUGAGUUUGCUUCCUUCACAUCCAAGAAGGAUGAGAAGAAAAACAAAAAGAACAAAUCAUCGUCUUCGUGGGAUCCUAAACCAGAAUCACAGCUUCAAGAGCCGAUUGCUUCAGACACUCCAAUUGAUGAGACUAGAGAGAUAAGCAAGGAAAUCGCUGCCCCUGCUCCGGAGGCGGACGACGACUUCCCUGCUUUUGUCUCGAACAAGGAUAAAAGGAAAGGCAACAAGGGCAAGUCUUCUUCAUCUUGGGAUCCCGAACCAGAGCCACAGGUCCAAAGGCCAAUUCCAUCAGAGGCAUUCGUUGAAGAGAACAGAGAGAUCGUCGAAGAGUCAAAUCCAGUCGUUCCAGAGCCAGAGCCAGAAGACGAUUUUUCUGCCAUCGUCUCGAAGAAGGACAAGAAGAGGGACAAAAAGAAGGGCAAAGCUUCUUCGUCAUGGGAAGCCGAGUCUGAACCUCAGUUAGAUAAGCCAAUUGUUUCAGAAACAUCUUCACAAACAGAUCAAGAAGUUCAGGAGCCAACUGCGCCUACUGGAGAGCCUGAAGAAGAGCACAUUUCUGGAAAGGACCAGGAAGCCAAGGCCUUGACCACCGCCGAGCUUGAUGAGCCAAGAACAUUGGAACCUGUAGAACAACAAGCUUUAGCAUCUGCUCGAGAAGUUCCCGAAACUUCAUCUAUCCCCAUCGAUAACUCCAUUGAUAGCUUCUCAGCGUCCAAGUCUAAGAAGGACAAGAAAAAGGACAAAAAGAAGAGCAAGUCGUUCUUGGCAUGGGAUGCAGAUACGACCGAACAGGAACCAGAAUCGUCGCAGACAAUUCUGCCUGAAUCAGGGCGAAGCUUUACCGAAGAGCCAUCAUCGAUAUCUUUUGGUGCUAUUGUUCCGCAAGACGAUAUCUCCUCCAAGGAUCCCGAAGAAGUGGUAUUGUCGAAGUCCGACACGAAGGAGCCUCAAACAAGUAACCAUCCUGUCCAGGAAUCACUCCCUGACGCUUUUGACGCAUCUUUACCUAAAUAUAGUGAUAUUAAGGAACAGCAAGAUCCAACUAUUGUCCAACAACCUCACCAUGAUUUCUCAGGAACAAAUCAAGGAUUCAGCGAUACACGCUCGUUUCAAGAGACACCUGCCAAUGUUCCAGAAAACCUAGAAAUCCGUGAUCGUUCACUGCCGGUAGAUCAGGAUGCUAACGCACGCGAUAUUCCAAUAGAAACAGAAACAGAAACUCCUCUGCAUCGACAGGACAUAACCAUCCCGGAGGCUUCAUCCCGUGAGAUCCAACAUGAUGUGCAGAACGUCGAAUCGGAGCCUGCCAUUCCUGAUGAAUUUGCCAUGCGUGAGACGAAGAAGAGCAAGAAAAAGAAGAACAAGUCUAUCCCUUGGGAUCCAGAUGAGUCCGCUCCAGUCGAGGAAACUUCUCUUGAUACUCAAGCAGAUGCCAGGGAAAUUGCACAGGAGGAGUCAGUUCAGGACGAAUUCGUUCUCAAGAGCAGCAAGAAAGACAAGAAGAAGAAGAAGGGCAAGUCAACAAGUGCUUGGGAACCUGAACCGGAACAUCCUGUUGUUGAAGAACCUGAGACUACCAUCGCUGCCCCAGAAACCGUUCCAGAUCAAAUACGGGAUGCUCCUGUUGAUGACGAAUCUGCCUUUACUGAGAGCAAGAGAGGAAAGAAAAAGAAGGGCAAAUCUAUGAGCACUUGGGAGCCCCAACCAGAAUCCACAUCCACACCAAUUGAAGCCAUGUCCGUGCAGCCGAUUGAGUCAUUCGAGGAAUUUACAACACCGUCUUCCAAAAAGGGAAAGAAGAAGUCAAAGAAGUCUCAAGCUUGGGGUAUGGAUGACGAACUACCUACAGAUGAUGUGGCACAGGAACAAUCGAAAGCUGUGGAGCAAGACGCAGGUCUACCCGUCCCAGAAAUCCCGUCUGCGAAACCGACCCCUAUGGGUGGACCUGGUGCUUGGCCAAUCACUCCUGCCACCCCUAUGACUGGCGGUGAGGCAGCAAGCGGUCAAGUACCAAGUGACAAGCACAAAGACUAUUUCCCCUCUACCUCUGCAAUGCUACCAGCGGCUGCAGUGGGAGCUGCUCUUCUUGGUGCAGAAGCGAUUCAUGAUCGAUCCGUGUCCGAAAAAGACGUGUCUGCUGAGCCUUCCAGCUCAAAGUCAAUGGAUCGUGAGGAAGCCCAGAUUCCAGGAUCGGAAACAAAGCCUGCCCCUAAUGGCUUAACUGCUAGAUAUGACAAUGACCAGCUCAGCCUCGCAAGACAACUUCAAGAGGAGUUCGGUUCCGGUAGCAAAAAGUCCAAGAAGGAUAAGAGCAAACGCAAGAGUUUACCAGCCACACCUGCUCGCCAAAUUUCAAGAUCAAGAGCCGUCGAUGAUCUAAGCGAAGACCAUCAUCGUGCGAGAAGUCUUUCGAUCGAGCCAUCACCUGCAAGAUCUGGCGUCAGCGCAGGCACUGGGGAACGACCAGUUCUCUAUAGCGAGGAGCAACUUGAAUUAGCUCGUCAAUUGAAGGAAGAAUUCGGCUCAGGGUCCAAGAAAUCCAAAAAGGACAAGAAGAAAAAGCGAAAUUUUUCUGAGGAACCAACACAAGAGGAUGAUUUCACGCGGGAAUUCAUUCAAGAGCCACAGUCUAUGACACCUGGUGCUACGGAAGAUACUGCUCAGCUUGAGACCAUGGAUGCACCACGUGGUGAUGGAUUUGCUGCCGGCUACCAGGAAGAUCAACUUUCUCUUGCUCGUCAACUGCAAGCAGAGUUCGGAAAGAAAUCCAAGAAAGACAAGAAGCGCCGCAGCACGUCUCAGACUCCUCUGGAACAAGAUACACCUGCCGAUGACUAUUUUGGUGAACGUUCACAACCUCAAUACUCAGAGCCUCUCCAAUAUGAACCACCUCCAGAUGCCCCGGAACCUGUCGUCCAGGAGAAAGAGCCUACACGUGACGGUCUAGCAGUAGGCUACAGCGAGGAUCAACUUGAGCUUGCACGUCAACUGAAGGAAGAAUUUGGUUCUGGCUCCAAGAAGAAAGGGAAGAAGGACAAGAAGCGCCAAAGCUUGCUUCGUGGCAAUACUGAAGACGACUUCUCAUCUGAUGCGUUUAUGGGAGAGUCGGAGCAACAGAGUGGUCUUGCCACGCCUUUAGAUGAAGGCACUCGUGAACCAUCAUUCGAGCCUGAGGAUGCCUUCGCAACUGUUUCGAAGAAAUCCAAGAAAGACAAAAAGGGCAAGAAGCGGGAGUCCAGUCUUCUACGUGACGCUGUCGAUGACAACUUUACAGCCGAACCAACGCCUGAAAUCACCUCCGAGUCAAAGAAUAUUGAACCAUCGAACUUCGAUCCCAUCGUCAGGGGCCUUGAUGAACCUGCUAUUGUUGAACCCGAGGACGAGUUUGCACCCGUAAAGAAGUCAAAGAAAGACAGGAAAGGCAAGAAACGCGAAAGUCUCGUUCCGGGAGAAGAUUUCCAGCCAGAAAUAUCAUUCCAAGACAUCCCAGCACAAGAUGAUGCUCCGCAACCGCAAAUUGCUGCAAAGGACAUCGAACAGUCUGCGCCGAUUGAACCUGAGGAUGACUUUGCACCAGUCAAGAAGAGCAAGAAAGAUAAAAAGGGCAAGAAGCGUGGUAGUCUCAAGCCUGACACCACCGAAGAAGCGGUCGUUCCCGACACUCUUUCCGAGAGUGUUGACAAAGAACAAGAGCCAAUGCUCUCAGUGACGGACGAAAGAGUUACCAAUCUAGAAACCCAAGGUCAAGAGCCAUCAACUCUACCAGCUGAAGACGACUUUGGCUUCCCUACCACAAAGAAGUCAAAGAAGGACAAGAAAAAUCGCAAGAGCACAGCUAGAAUUGAUGAGUCGUUCAAUCAACCAGAACCUGAGAUCAGUACUGCCUCCCAAUUCCCCGAAGUUGAUGAACCUUCCACUGCGGAUAUCACAAGUGCCAAUUCUGGGCCAGACGUUGUAGCUGAAUCAGCUGAAUUCGAACUUGGGCGCAAGCUGUCAAAGAAAGAGAAGAAACGCCAAAGUUUGCUUCGAAGUUCUACGUUCGAUGAGCCUUCAGAACCUUUGACAGAAAGCAGAGAUGUUCAGCCAGAGAUGGAAAGUCGAGAUCUUGCUGAGACGACUGUAGCUGCUCCACUCGAAGAGCCACAAGAUGAUGGAUUCGAAUUCUUGUCGAAGAAGUCCAAGAAAGAUAAGGAAAAGCAGAAGAUCUCACGACAAGCUUCACUGGCGGCAGAUCUUCCUGUUGAAGAGAUUGCAUCCUCCUCCACGCAGCCAGAAGUUAUCAAUGAUCAAAUACUAGAUCGUUCGAUCGAGCAUUCGUCAAUGACAGAGCCUUCUACUCAAAUGACCACUUUGGAAUCGAUGGAAGCACGCGACGUCGAGAUGAGCCAUUUACCGGCAGAAGCUGAGGAAACCCCGAAAGACAUGUUCGGAGAUUACACCUUCACAAAGCAAUCCAAGAAAGACAAAAAAAAGCGCAAGGAUGCAUCAAAACAAGACUCUGAUGAAGCUUCCAGGUUCUCAACACCCAUGGAUCCGGGCACCGACUUGAAGACUAUCGAUGAAUCGUCUUUACCUUCAGAAGAGAUUUCUAAGAAGUCCGUACCUGAACAAGAUCCUGCACUUGAGGGUGUCCCAUCAACCACCGAUCGAGAAGUCAUUGACGAGCCCGUCGAUGAUUGGGCCAGUUUCCCAACCAAGAAGUCCAAGAAAAACAAAAAGAGGAAGGGGUCUUCAAAACCUGGUUCUGAGGGACCGUCCGGCACCACUACACCUUUUGAGACUAUCCCAGAGUCGAUUGAAACUGUGAAGAGCGAACUACCAUCACAAGACUUCCAAGAAUCUGUGCAAGCUGAAAAUUAUGAGGACUUGCCAUCAUCAUCGAUGGAUGCCCAGCAGCCUGAUGAUGAGUGGGAUUCUGUGCCAAGCAAGAAAUCGAAGAAAGACAAGAAGAAGCGUAAAUCCGGCUUGUCUACACCAAUCGAAGAAACAAUGCUGGAAUCGGAGCAACGGCUUGAAGAAAUCACUGCGCCAUCUGUAUCCAGAGAGAUCAACCAGGAGGAGGUCUUGUCCAAAGAGGAGCCAUUCCCUCAAGAUCUAGAACGCCCUGAGCCCGUUACUCAUGAACAUCACGCCGUCAAUAUUCCCGCAGAAAUCAUCCCUCAUCAUGCAGAGCCGUCUGAGGUACCAUUCAACCAAGAAAGUUCUGUUCCCAUCGAGACCAGGGACGUUGUCUCUGAGCCGGAAGCUGAAUGGGCCGCUAUACCCAAAAAGUCAAAGAAAGACAAGAAGAAGCGCAAGUCUGGUAUUUCAACGCCUGUUGAGGAGUCAAUGCCUUCCGGCUUUAGCGAGGAGUUAGCAGAACAUAGCCACUUCAUUGCGCCAGAGGUGACGGCAGGGACGAAAGAAACCAACUUUGAUCGUGAUGCAGCAAUACAUCCCGAGCCAAGCACUGCUGAAGCGGAAGGAGAAUGGGGCUCAUUGUCAAGAAAAUCAUCGAAGAAGGACAAGAAAAAGAAGAAAUCUGGUCUUUCGACUCCAGUUGAGGAACUCAUGCCAGCUGUUGUGAAGGAAGAAGCUAUAGGUGGACCUAGUCAACACAUUGCAGCUCAAGAGAAUACACCAGAGAUUAACACCUCGACCUCAGAACGUGUUAUUCAUGGUCAGGAUGCCACAGUACUUCCUGAGUCCACUUUCGUCGAACCAGAAGGAGAAUGGGGUAUGCUGUCAAGAAAAGCUUCGAAGAAAGACAAAAAGAAACGCAAAUCAGGUCUUUCAACGCCAAUCGAGGAGCCCAUGAUCGCUGAACCUUCAAUGCCAACUACGGCAGAUCUCGAAAAGGACCUUCCCGAAAUCACUUCCAGAGGCCCCGAAUUUGCAGAUGCUCCAUCUGGCGAGUCCACUUCUCAGAGUCAUGCUUUCGUAGAUGAUACACUACCUAUCAGCCAAGAAAGAGAGCCAUCGUCCACUGUUCAGAAUACUCAAAACCAAGAGCCUACAGACGAGUUUGCAUUCAUCACCAAGAGAUCAAAGAAAGAUAAGGGCAAGAAAGCAUCAUGCGGCGAGUCAGAAAUUGAACCAGGCUCUUUCGUUCCCUCCGGCACUUCUGGCCCAAUCAAUCUCUUCCCCCAAAACGACUCAAGGGAGAUUGCUUUAGAGGUACCUGAACGUCAGACUUCUAGCCCUGUAUCCUUCGAAAAGGGAGACACUACCAGAGAGCCAUCUCCUCCAGAACCCUCUCCGGAUUCCAAUGACUUUGACACACAUCAUGCCGAGGCGGCAGAUGUAUUUCCGAGCGACUUGUCAAGAAAACCGUCGAAGAAAGAUAAGAGGAAGCGUCAGGCAACAGUUAUUGUAGGCGUCGACGAUGGCCAAAGCACUGCAAAGGCACCUUUGACCUCUUGGGCAGAUGAAGUCGAAGAGGCUGAAGUCAUACGAGAUCACCCAAUUAUCGAAGAUCUCGCAAAAGACGAGACCUUGUCUCACAUUCCUAGCACAACCGAAUCGGCACCUGUUGACGACUUCGUCCGGCCAUCAAAGAAAGGCAAGAAGGGAAAGAAGAGAAGCUCUAGCCAAGUAAAUCCUGCAGAUAUUCCCCACCCGCCCAUAGGAGCAGAUAUUCCUAAGGAUGAAUCUUCAGACAAGUCCAGCAAUGUUGCUACACUUGCCGCUCUUGCAGCUGGUGCAGGUCUUGCAGGAGCGACGCUGUUUGCCCAUGUCAAAGAUUCACCUGAGGAGACAAAUACAUCAGAAUCUUCAACACCGGUCAGAAAGCUAUCAAAGAAGGAGAAGAGGAAGCAGAGCAUUGACAAGAGAACACCGAAAGAUGAUAUGUUUGAUGAUCCUGCAUUGUGGGAAGGUGAGAAGCCAAGAGCGUAUGAGGGUCGUGAUGAUGAAGAUGACGGGUUUUGGACGCCUCCUCGUGAGGAAGAACAAUCUCGAGAUACCAAAGACGUUGGGUUUGAAGAGGUGCGACCUGUAGAUGAGAGUUCUGCCAGAGAAAGCAAAGUCGACGUGGCUUCGCAUGCGACUCCACAACAGUUGUUUCCUUCAUUCGCUCCAGAUGCGUUUAGCAAGUUGGACGAGAUGGACCCUAUGGAUGAAGAUACAGAACGCGAGCCUGAGAUUCAUCCCACCAUAUCUACCACUCGUGAAAGUAUAGACACAGAGUCGCAACCAAAGGACUCGUUCUAUGAGUUUGUUCCACCAAGGCCAGGAGAAAGCACUUCGGGUAUUACAAGUAGUCUCGAAUCAAACGCAUUCCAAGAUGCUCCGCAUCAAAAUACUACUGCAGAAUCUUUCGGGCAGUCAUACCGUCAUGAACCACCCAGAAGCAUUGUAACGACUCCACCUGAAGAGACAGAUAUCUCCUUCGAGAGAGCACCGCCAAUCAGCCAAGAACACAUCUCUACUCCGCACAGAGAUUAUGUGGAAUCUCACGAUACCGACAGGUCCUUCCACGACUCACCUAUUGAGUAUCGCCAAUCCACACCUCUGAGUAGUCGCAAGUAUGCACGUCUCUCUGACCUGCCAGUUGUUCACGAAGAAACUCAAGAGUCGGAACAACAUCCUAGUGGACAAUAUCACGAUGUAACCACAUCACACCGGGAUAGUGCAUACGAAUCUCCAAUUCCUCCACAGAAGGGGUUCUCAGACCUCCAUGAACAUGUUCGUGACAGUGGAGUCCACCUUCGCGACUUCUCACCCGCAGACAAGGUUCGAGCACCUGUGUCUUCCACUGAUGAUGCUCUCGCCAGAUUAUCGUGGCCUCCAGUCGAUGAAGAGAGCGAAACUGUAGACUUACAUAAGUCGCAACGCCUAAAAGUAACAUCGAAGAAGCACUACGAAGAUGGCAAGCGAUCGGUUGAGGUUCACGAUUCACCACGGCCCAGAGGCGACAAAGCUACGGAUUUCUACCGUUCUCAACGCAUCUCAGAAGAAAAGCCUAUUCUACAUCACGAUGAUGGACACUUGAGCAGAGACACUCUACCAUCUCAACAAGUCAAGGACGAAGCCCAUGCCGAACUACACAGAACGCCUACAAUUCAUGGACAUGGAACUCGCAGAUCAAGCCAAGGCAGUCUUGUGCAACAACGCCUGCAGAAGUUCGAGUCUCCAGAUACAGUUCGGUCAACACCUCCAAGGGCUGGCAACAUCGUAAAGCAACGAGUACAAGGUUUCGAAACUCCUGAUUCUCAACGGGUUCAGAAACUUGGCCCAGAAACACCAGAUCUACCUCCGCCUCACAAGCCCGCUUUCGAGACUCCUGGAUCACAACGCUCUGACAGAUCUCAGUCAUCAGAUCAUGAUUCACCAGAGUACCAACGAUCUCAAAGGCCCAAAGAAGACAAAUAUGCGGGACUCACUUCCACUGAGAGACCUAAGGCUGAGAAGCCCCAAGGAUUCAAUAAUCUGGAAACUGGAGCUGCACUCGCAGGUGCCGCGGCUCUUGGGUUUGCUGCCGCGCGAAAAUUAAGUCAAGAACAACGUCCUGGCAGUGCGCAAAGUAUCAGAUCAACUUCCGGUGGUGUGAGCAGAUUGCGCACACCAGAUUUGCAUCGACCAGACAGCGUGAACAGUAACCGCUCAGGCACGCCUCCGCUCCGCCGUAGCGAUCGUAAAGUUGCGGAUCUGAGGUCUCUCAGCCAACGGAGCAAGCCCGAUCUCGCUAAGGAAGCUGAGCUUGCAGCCAACACCGACUCAACAGUGAGCACCGCAAACCCAACUGCAAACGAGGGCCGGGUUCGGGCAAAGGACAUGGCAGAUGUCUAUGAUGGCUUUGGUGAAGGCCGCAUGGGCUCACCACGGUCGCCGACUCGACCCCACAGCAUGCGCCGGCGACAGAGCAUGCAAGUUCUCGAGCUCGAAAACAGAGUCGAACAAUUAGCGGCGGAUAAUCGCAGGCUUGCAGAGUUCAAAGCUGAAGCUGAACGAAACUUCAACGCGACUCAAUCUGCAACUUUGGUCGAUAAGGACACUGAAAUCGAUGCCCUCAAACGAACACUCGACUGGUUACAACACGAAGUCACAAGGCUCACUGAGGUGAAUGAGGGACUUUCCAGCGCGAAUGCUGAGAUUGCGCGACAACAUUCUGAUAGAUAUGGCAUGCUCGAAACACAACACGCUCAGGCUACUCGAGAGCUUCAAGAAACAAGGGAUGCGCACACAAACCUAUCAUCUGGUGUGGAGGGCAUGGUGAGGAGUGAGGUACAGAAAGUGGUGCUUGACAAGGACCAGGAGAUAGCUGAAUUGCGGGCUGAGUUGAAUGCGGCGAAGGAAAAGAUUCGGGAAAUGCAAAGACAGAUUUUAGCAUCGAAAGCCAACGACAUCGAGUUUCUGACUGUCAGAGACGAAGACUACUUCGACAAUGCUUGUCAACAGCUCUGCCAACAUGUCCAACAAUGGGUACUGCGCUUCUCAAAGUUCUCCGAUAUGAGAGCUUGCAGACUCACGAGGGAGAUCAACAAUGACAAGAUCAUUGAUCGACUCGACAAUGCCAUAUUAGAUGGCUCCGAUGUGGACAUAUACCUGGCUGACAGAGUCAAGAGAAGAGACAUCUUCAUGUCGAUGACAAUGACAAUGGUAUGGGAAUUCGUGUUCACAAGAUACCUCUUCGGAAUGGACCGAGAGCAGCGACAAAAGCUCAAAUCACUUGAGAAGACACUUUCAGAGGUUGGACCAGCAGCUGCAGUCCAUUCAUGGCGAGCAACAACACUCACUCUUCUCUCAAAGCGUGAAGCAUUCCAACAGCAGCGCGAACAAGAUACAAAGGCUGUUGUGCACGCAAUCUUGGAAACAUUAUCCGAGAUCUUACCACCACCAAGCAAUCUCGAGUCACAGAUCGAGGAGCAAUUAACAAGAGUCAUGAAAGCAGCAGUCGACCUUUCAAUCGAGAUGCGCUGUCAACGAGCAGAAUACAUGAUGCUCCCACCUCUUCAACCAGAAUACGACGCCAACGGUGACCUCGCAAGCAAAGUCUCUUUCAACGCAGCUCUCAUGAACGAGCGUAGCGGAGACACAGUCUCGAACGAGGAUCUCGAGACCCAAAAAGCCGUGGUGCGAAUCGUGCUCUUCCCACUCGUCGUCAAGAAAGGAGACGACAGUGGGGAAGGUGAUGAGGAAAUCGUCGUUUGUCCGGCUCAAGUCCUUGUUGCGAAGAGCAAGAAGGCGAGGUUCACGGAUACAGCGCAGAGCAAUCACUCGCGGAUGAGCAUGCAGAGCAGUAUGCCAGUUGAUGCUGGGGAUGAGAACGUGAUUUAG
Molecule: messenger RNA, 19299 nt
Organism: Mollisia scopiformis
Lineage: Eukaryota; Fungi; Ascomycota; Leotiomycetes; Helotiales; Mollisiaceae
Exons: 2
Coding region: 1-19299 (6432 amino acids)
Source: RefSeq, a predicted model, not a curated record